This is a messenger RNA of Helianthus annuus (common sunflower), 711 nucleotides long. RefSeq names its product FK506-binding protein 2. The transcript has 6 exons. The coding region runs from base 91 to 549 and encodes 152 amino acids. The record is from RefSeq and is a predicted model, not a curated record. Gene Ontology annotation, biological process: protein peptidyl-prolyl isomerization. NCBI's taxonomy places the organism in Eukaryota, Viridiplantae, Streptophyta, Magnoliopsida, Asterales, Asteraceae. Gene Ontology annotation, molecular function: peptidyl-prolyl cis-trans isomerase activity.
UGGAUGAACCUCGUCAUCGGGCUUCUUCUCAACAAAACCUAUAAGGCGAGUCACUGAGUCAGUGAUCUCACAAACUCGAGCGUGCAGAAAAUGGCGAACUCUGCAAUGAAAGGAUACUCUCUGUUGAUUCUGCUAAUUGCCGCCACAAUCGUUUCAGCGAAGAAAUCUGGUGAUGUGACGGAGUUACAGAUCGGCGUUAAGCACAAACCAGCAUCUUGUGAAAUUCAAGCACAUAAAGGUGAUAGGAUUAAAGUUCAUUACCGGGGAAAACUUACUGAUGGAACCGUUUUCGAUUCCAGCUUUGAGAGGGGUGACCCAAUUGAAUUCGAGCUUGGUAGUGGCCAGGUGAUAAAAGGUUGGGAUCAGGGACUAUUGGGAAUGUGUGUUGGGGAGAAACGUAAGUUGAAGAUACCUGCAAAGAUGGGUUAUGGAGAACAGGGUUCACCGCCUACUAUCCCAGGUGGGGCUACACUUAUAUUCGAUACAGAGCUUGUUGCAGUCAACGGUAAAGGAACAGGUGCAGAAGAGAUCGCUAACAGCGAGCUGUGAUAUGAAGAAACCUCAUCAUAACAUUUGUUAUGCUGGUUAACCGGUAUUAGAAGAGUAUUAUAGAUUUGAUAUAUUUCUUUUUUGUAUCUUGAACUCCACCUGAAUAUUCCUAAUAUCUUCGGGGACUAAAUGCUUUUUUCAAAUCAUUAGAGAGUUUUAACA